Molecule: messenger RNA, 3633 nt
Organism: Cottoperca gobio
Lineage: Eukaryota; Metazoa; Chordata; Actinopteri; Perciformes; Bovichtidae
Gene: sntb2
Product: syntrophin, beta 2
Cellular component (GO): dystrophin-associated glycoprotein complex; synapse; intracellular anatomical structure
Molecular function (GO): structural molecule activity; protein binding
Source: RefSeq, a predicted model, not a curated record
CACUCUGAAAAAGAGGAAAAAGUUGAUGAUGAGUUUAGUGUGAAAGCGGCCCGCCUCAGAGUAGGCUAACCAACUAGGAAUGGCAGUUUGGACCAGAGCGGACAAAAAUGGUCAACUGGACCUUCUGCUCCGCGACCGCUGGAUCCGAGUGGCCGCCGAACUCACCCGAGAAACGCUGACUUUAACGGCCGAAGCGGAGGUAACCGGACAGGGGGGCAACCACUGGGACUACAACUCUUCGGCGGGCCUGCGAAAUGGCAUACCGAACGGAAACGACCCGGGAACGAGUCCAGGGAAUGCUGGCCGCAGUCCUUCCUCGGGUCAAGACCAACUUCAGAACCAGAACCAGGGGGGUAGGGGGCGCAGCGGCAGCCCGGGGCGCGGGGGUCUCAGUCGGGGUCAAUACGACGGCAACUACGGUUUAAACAGCUCCGGGAAGUACCCGAAUAACGGCACAAACUCUGACUUUGGAAGCCCCGGAUCCAGCUACGGCAGUCCCGGGUCCAGCUUCGGGUCUAAACAAGGCGAAAUUCCCGUCACUCUGGACGGCUCCUCGGAAGCUGUGCGGAAAGUCCGAGUUGUCAAACAGGAGUCUGGCGGGCUGGGGAUCAGUAUCAAGGGGGGGCGCGAGAACCGGAUGCCCAUCCUCAUCUCCAAGAUCUUCCCGGGGCUCGCCGCAGACCAGAGCCGUGCUCUCCGGGUGGGCGACGCGAUCCUGUCGGUGAAUGGGAACGACCUUCGGGAGGCAACACACGACCUGGCGGUCCAGGCGCUCAAGAAGGCGGGGAAAGAAGUAACGCUGGAGGUGAAGUACAUCAGGGAGGUUUCUCCGCUCUUCAAGAAGCCAUCCUUGGUGGCUGACCUACCAUGGGACGGCGUCCACCCACAGUCGCCUAGCUACAGCGGCAGCGAGGACUCCGGGUCGCCCAAACACAGCAGCUCCUCUUCCUCCAAAGACAGAAAAGUCAUAAGCCUGAAGAUGUGCUUCAUCAGCAGGAACCUCACCAUGCCAGAUCUAGAGAACAGACUUUUGGAGCUCCAUUCUCCAGACGGCCAGCACACGGUGGUUCUGCGCUGUAAAGAUGGCCCCACUGCCAACUCCUGGUUCACUGCCGUCCACACCAACAUUGCCGCUAUGCUGCCACACUCCCUGGCUCACAUCAACGCUUACCUGGGGGCCUCGUCUUCGACCUCUACACACCCCCAUCUCAAACACAUCGGCUGGUUGGCUGAGCAGGUUCAGCUGGAGGGUGGACGGCAGCAGUUCAAGCCAGUGGUCAUGGCACUGACGGAGAAGGACAUCCUGCUAUUUGAAUCGGUGCCGUGGAGCAGAGAGUCCUGGUCCAUCCCUCUGCUCACACAUCCGCUGCUCGCCACAAGACUGGUUCAUUCUGGCAGUGCUCGGGGUUCUCCCGCCCAGGGUUCAGACCUGGUGUUCGCCACUCGGACGGGCACAGGGCGGGGCAUCGAGUCCCACAUCUUCCGAGUGGAGACCCACUGGGAUCUGUCUUCAUGGACGCGAGCCCUUGUGCAGGGUGCACAUGCUGCCGCUGAGCUCAUCAAAGAAGUCUCCAUUGGUUGCACGUUGAACAGACAGGAUGUUCGGCUGACGCUGCAUUAUGAGAAGGGCUUCACUAUGAUGAGGGAGCCGGUAGAUUCAGCCGGGGGUGCUGUGCUGUUCAGAUACCCCUACGAGAAGCUCAAAAUGUCCGCCGACGAUGGAAUACGCAACCUCUACCUUGACUUUGGGGGCCCAGAAGGAGAAAUGGUAUUUGACCUCCACUCGGGUCCAAAGCCGGUGGUGUUUGUCCUCCACUCCUUCCUGUCAGCCAAGCUCACUCGUAUGGGCCUGCUGACGUGAAACAACUAACAACAGCAGUGUGGACGAGAGGACGUGCGCAGCGAGGAGGGGGAAGACACUCCCAAAAUGCUGAUACUGGGGCAUGAAUUUUAAUUUUCUUUUCUUUUCUUUUCCAAUUUCUCCAUUCACAGCUGAAGCUGCAGGGAAGAUUUAACCCACAAGUUGAAUUGUUGAUUGUCUCAAAAUUGUGCAUUCUCUUCCAAUUUCUCCUCAGCCUCUUGCGAUCAAUUGUAUUGCAAGGUCAGAUAAAAGGAAGUGGCACUUUGCUUGAAGUCAUGAGGUGUUAAGAGACGAAAUACAAAAGAAAACAAUCUCAUAGCAUUCCAUGUGAUAAUGUAUUACAUUUCAUUAUGAUUAUCUGAAAUGAUGUUUUAAAAAAACAAGCUAAGAAGUUGUGAUGUGCUUAUGAGAUUCCAUUACCAGUGCACUUCAAGCAAAGUGUUAUAUACGGUAUAUUAAGGAAAGGAAGGAUUUUUAGACAAUUAAUACACAGCCAAGCACAGAUUGGUAAAUGCUCCCUGUUUUUACUCUAUGCCUAUCAUUCCACGACAGCCUUCCAAUGUACUUUGGGCUAUUUUUAAUGUAUUUGUUUGUCUUUGUGUAGACAUGUGAGUGUAAGAUGCUGUUUUAGAGUCAGAAUGCAGUUAACUGAGCAGAGAUUGUGUGUGUGUGUGUGUGUGUGUGUGUGUGUGUGUGUGUGUGUGUGUGUGUGUGUGUGUGUGUGUGUGUCUGUUGGCUUGAUAGUGUGCCUGCUGUCUGACAGACUCACCUUUUAGCACAUUAUCCCAAACUACUGUUGUAAUCAGAAGUGCCAACUGUGCCUUUUUACAUGUAGUCGAAGACACUCUUUGUAACGUUUCCUUUUUUAUUUCACACAAUAAGAGAGUUUUAAGCUUUCGACAUGUGCAAGCAAUAGUAUUACUCUUAUAGUGUAAACCAUGUUACUUUGUUUUUAUUUCUUUUUAUGUGUAUCCCAUGAUAAGCAUGACUUCCUGACAUGGAACUCUGUAUCAGAUGAUGAUAUAUGACCGUAUGUUACCUCCCCUCCUUGACCUUCACUACCAUGUUGUCUCUGUCUCAUUGACGCUAUCAUCUCCUUCCGCUUGAGAUUACUGGUCUCUUCUUACCAUUCCUAACGCAGCAUUUCUCUGGCUAAGGACUGUUGAACAGGCUUGUUUCAAGGUGGGCCACCACAUGACAGAAGUACCAUUGUAUUUAAAUAAUCCCAACUGUAAUGGUCAAAUACGUCCCGCCUCCUGCAGUAGAGAGGUCACUGAACACUUUAUGUCCCUUCCAUUUUAGAUCCGAAAAGCCUAUGAAAGUUAAAAAAAAUAAUAUUUACUCAAGGUCCACUGACUUGCCUUCUUUUGGUGCUUUCAUGUAACCAGAGCAUGUGGGUUCACCUUUGUACAUGAAAUCAUCAGGCCAACUAGUGGGUGUCAAUGAUCACAUGAUUGUUCACAUAUAUGCACAGAGCAGGAGUAGCCAAUCAGAGACAAGGAUUUAUCUUAUAUCUUGCACAUUGUUAAGUCUUUUACAAAACUUCUUACAUUUAACUCAGUAAUACAGUAUGUUAUUCUGCAAAAACAUGUCAUUUUAAAAUUAUAACAACACUUAGAAAUAUUAUAUAUUAUAUGGAAAGUGAUGAAAUUGGCUGAUAAACUUAAACAGGAAAGAAAUUCUUCUGCUGGUAGAUCAGGUACAUCAGAUAGUAAGGAACAUUUGUCACGCACAAAAUAAAUGGCAGCCAUAUUCUUGCUGUUUACAUCCCU